Messenger RNA from Haliotis rubra (blacklip abalone), 4079 nucleotides. Its product is annotated as protein FAM214A-like. The transcript is spliced from 12 exons. NCBI's taxonomy places the organism in Eukaryota, Metazoa, Mollusca, Gastropoda, Lepetellida, Haliotidae. The record is from RefSeq and is a predicted model, not a curated record. Bases 309 to 3353 code for a protein of 1014 amino acids.
AUGCGAAUUUGCAAACAUCAUUAACGAGAAUGGUGUUAUUAUUUAAAAUAACUAAUGUUUAAGCAUGUUGUCUAUUCAAUAACGCCUUUAUUAAUUCUGGAAUGAAGUAUCGAGCUUGUCACGUGACCCGUAUAGGCACAACAUUAUUCAUAAACAGACCUUCGUUUGGCCUGACAGCGAUGGACUCGACUCGAUAAAGUUGGAUUUCUAGGACAAGAUGGGAAUCUAGCAACAUAACACACGGCACAAUGUGACCCUAGGAAAGCUUGGCUAGUUAUUCCACUCGGUCUGUUGCCCGUUUGACCGUCAUGAAGCCAGAGAGAGGAGCAACUGAUGCUGAUGAUAUGGAUGAGACUGAUAAGGACCCGUUGGAUUUGUUGUUGGAGCUGGGGCUCAUGGUGCUGGAGGCUCGGACGCCGGACCCGUCCGCCAAGGGCAGAGUAGAGGGCCCCCACUGCCCGUUGUCCAGACGAGGUCAGGCUCACGCAUGUAGUGAUGACCAGUUAGAGUGCCGGCGUGCUGUUGAGCUUGAGGAACAGUUGGAUCUCCUCUGGAGGAACAACAUCCCAGCGUGCAUUGACAUCCUUCUCUACCCGGACUGUGUGCACGGCCACAGGGAGGCACAGGUGCUGGAGGUGGCCGACCAGAUGGGUCAGGCCAUGGAUGACUAUCUGCUGCUGGAGAGGUGGACGUUCCAGUUCUGCAAAAAGAGACAUAUGGACAUGGUGAACGGGCGCAGCGUAGGGCCGUCCAUGUUGCUGCAGGCUGUCAAGUCUUAUCUUCACUUCUCUCAGCUCAGCUCCUGGCUGUUGUCUUCAGAGGGGAAACUACCCCUCACCAUUGUCUACAGGUCUUAUGCACCCGGCGAGAGCAUUGGACAUGAGUUUACCGAGAAUCCUGACAAGCACAGUUUUCCCCAGGUUGACCUUGAGCAUUAUGAGGUCAAAGUUCAGGUGUCAGCCAUCCCUCGUCGGGAUCAGGUACGCCUGCAGUGUCGACUCCCUGUAGAAGGACAAACAACCUCGUCAUCCACAACCUCGUCACCGAAGUCAACGAUGAAGGUCAUCAGUGAUGGAGGAAAAUGUUCACGGAAAAACCCACCGACUGACGACAAGCACAGUGAGAGAGGACGCACGCUGAAACGUACGCGACAUCAUCAGAGUGAAAUGUCACGAAGACGUGAACACAGACGUUACCAAGGCAACCAAAGUGACCUUGAUAAAUCCACCAAUUCCAACUUCCCAAUGAUCCAAAGUCCGAUGAUCUCAGGUAUCUCGUCUUCCACAUCCUGUGAUACCCGGAACUAUCAAUGGGACACCCACGCAGAGAGACAAAGUUUCCACGAAUACCGCCAACCCAGCACUUUCACCACAGUUACACCUAGACAUUUAACAGAUAUUAAAUCAUACCAUUCGGACUCAAAAUCACACGGAAUUCCACCAGAGCAGUCCGAUUUCAGAGAAUCCUAUCCCCAGAAAUUCCGAAUUGAAUCCCCUUCUAGACAAAUAUUUAAAGACAAGUUGCUUCCGUUGAAGCCCGACACGUACAGCGACUCGCAUCUGAAAGUGGACACAACCCCAGCGAGUUCCAACUGUCUGCACAGCCCGAAAGUUCUCAUGACCUCCAACACAAGACCCGAGGAGGUCUACACCAAGAAGAAGUGUCUCGACCUCAGUGGCUCAUCCUCAUCCGGCGACUCAACGGAAUGGAACAACCAGUUCAUGUCCACCAAAAUCAAAGACCUGGCCAGUCCACUAUCCCCAGCAGAUAUCCAGUCCUAUCUAGCCAGUCUCCAGUCGGUCGCAUAUACCCGGCCACAGACUCAAGAAUGUGUUGGUUACGAUAUGUGUGUCACACCAAAGUGUAAGUUCUACCUCGGCUCUGAAGGCAAAUCUGUUGACAAUGGCUACCAGUCAGAGGACAGGACUUUGAAAUCAGGUUACCCGAAAGUUCCACAACCGCUAUUUAACUCUAGUCUUUCCCGAACUGAGUUGAGCAAUAUUGAGCCAGAUUCAACUUCAAGACGAUGGAAGGCUCAAACAGAUGAUCUCGAUAAUGUUACAAAGAGGUUGCAAGGGUUGUCUCCCUUUAUCACCUCCGAAUCUCCACCUACGAAGAAAGAGAAGAAGGAUGUACCCUGUGUUAAAAAAGCAGAGGUUGUUGACAGUGGCAAGACGGUGAAAGACAUUGAUGGGAAAACAGUGCCACAAGAUUCUCCGGCGAAAUCCUUCAAGAGGAAAUACCAGGAGGAGUCUGUGACAAGUAAUCAUCGGAAAUAUUCAAAUUUGGAUGAUUCUGGUGUGGUGUCACAUGACCUGGUAGUGUCCAAUGGACACAGUGCUACUUCAACGUGUGAUUCUCAUAAUGUGUUUUCCCCCUCUGUGACGCCACCAGAGGGAGCUGCAGUCAGUGUCAGCCAAUCGGAACACUCGCUAUGCAAUAACUGUGAUAUACCUAUUAGUAAGAGACUAUCCCAACUGAGGAAGAUCCCGACUACGCCCACCUUGGAGGAUGCUAUGAGCUUCCAACGUCACAUGACCAAAAGUGCCUCCAUGAUGUUUAGCAGUCGCACAGGCCUUCCAACACAGUCUAGUCCGGCUCCCAUCAAGAGGAAGUCGCUGGGCAGAUUCGACUACGACAGCUCCUUAACCAGCACCAGGGCCAUCAAGAAUGCUAUCUCCUGCUCUAAGCUAGUGCUGGGGCCCGCGGCAGACGACACGGAGCAGCAGACGGACAACAUGGGCAGGGUGCUCAGUACAAGUGCACCGGCUUCCACCAACUGUCUGCUCGGCAACUUCGAGGAGUCGGUGCUGAACGGACGUAUUGAACCUAUCGGGGUAGUGGAUGGAUUCACUGCGGAGAUUGGAGCCAGCGGAUCCUUCUGUCCGAAGCAUGUGAUACUGCCAGUAACAUCCUACUUCUUCAAACUGUCGGAUGAUAAUGCACCGUCUCCCUACCUGGGUCACAUGAACCUGGAGAGCCUGGGAAAGAGAGGAUAUCACAUUCCGAAGAAGGGCACAGUGCAAGUGACUCUCUUCAACCCCAACAAGACGGUGGUCAAGAUGUUCGUGGUCAUGUACGACCUGCGGGACAUGCCAGCAAACUGUCGCACGUUUCUACGGCAACGCACACUUUACAUGCCUGUAGACCCUGAUAGUGAAGAACCUGCCUACCUGAGAUACCUCAUACAUCUAAGGUUUGCUAGCACCAAGACCGGAAAGAUCCACCUCCACACCGACAUCCGACUCAUCUUUGCCCGCGACAAGUUUGAGUUCGACAACAAAGUAGCCCAAUACGAGCUCCGAUCAUUCAAUGAGGGGCCCAGAAAUCCCAAGUUUUCCCCCAAGAGGUGACCCAGGCAGUCGUUAGGGUAUUAAUUGUUAACUAGCUGGAGUCUGUGUUUGAGUCAUUGCUGUAGAGGAUGGUUUUGUUAACUAGCAGGAGUCUGUUUGAGACUGUAGACGAUGGUUUUGUUAACUAGAAGGAGUCUGUUUGUGACUGACACCCUCCUGUCAAUGAUGAUGAUGAUGAUGAUGAUGAUGAUGAUGAUGAUGAUGAUGAUGAUGAUGAUGAUGUGGCAUUAUGGGGACGUCCAGAUUUAGGUAGCAAUGUUCUGUGGUGUGUUCACCGCCAGGGUAACUUAGAAAUAUUGUCCUUUUCCCAAAGAGAUUUUUUCCAAAGGUGCACUCUGCUGUUGUUCCAAUCAUAUCCUCAUUAAGAAUUCUCUUGGAUGCCAAGAAUACUGUUCCAUGCCUGCCAAAUAGACAACACAAGAUCAGUCCGUCAAACAACACGUCCUCAACAUGUUGACUUGACUAAGCAGUUGCAGUAUUUAUAAGAAAUGCAAGAUCCUUCCUGAAAUAUUGAAUUUGUUACUCUUUCUAUGGACAUAGCAGCACCUAGGGAUGCUCACCACUUGUUUAGCCUUGGAUACUGAGUGAUGUCACAAAUACACAACAAAAUAAUUUAUUGUAAUCUAUAAUGUAUAAAUUGUUCAAAUCCUCUGUUUAGCGCAUAAACAGUUUGUUUAUUGAAUUCAGUUGUUAAGUUAUUUUAAGACUUCAAAAAGUAGAGGUCAU